AUUUCGCAGACACUUGUUCUGGAAGCCCUCAACCAGCUUGGUCAUCUAGCCAUGGUUAAGGAAUCGAGGGCUCGCCACCUGGAGAACUAUUUGAUCAUGCCCCCUCAUUCCAACCAAAUCCGU
Tuber aestivum (summer truffle) is the source of this 123-nucleotide messenger RNA. NCBI's taxonomy places the organism in Eukaryota, Fungi, Ascomycota, Pezizomycetes, Pezizales, Tuberaceae. The record is from the annotation of a GenBank genome assembly.